Messenger RNA from Carassius auratus (goldfish), 697 nucleotides. Its product is annotated as galactose-specific lectin nattectin-like. The record is from RefSeq and is a predicted model, not a curated record. Bases 100 to 555 code for a protein of 151 amino acids. The transcript has 6 exons. Lineage: Eukaryota; Metazoa; Chordata; Actinopteri; Cypriniformes; Cyprinidae.
CUGACCUCAAGUAAAGUAUAUAAGCAGGGCACUUUCUGAAACUUCACAACAUCAUCCUCUGAGAUUCUAAAGGCAGCAAUCUAAAAACCAAGUUUCAUCAUGGCAAUGCUGAGAAGUCUUAUGCUUCUUUUCAUUUUGUUCUCCAUGGGGAACGCAGAAGUUCAUUUAGUACAAAAAUGCCCCCAUGGAUGGACAAAUUUUGGAGUCCGAUGCUACAAGUUCUUCUCUCAGCCAGUCAACUGGGUCACAGCAGAGAGGGAAUGCCAAAGUCUGGAUGCAAAUCUCGCAUCUGUACAUAGUAAAAUAGAACAUGAUUUUCUCCUGAGUCUGUUGCCUUCUUCCUCCACACGCUGUUGGUUUGGUACUCAUGAUGGUGAACAAGUAGGAGGUUGGUUGUGGACUGAUGGAACUCCAUUUGACUUCACCUACUGGGCCCCUGGACAACCUGACGGUCAGCAAACCGAGAACUGUGGGGAGUUCAACUUCGACAGUAACCGUUGGAACGAUAUAGCCUGUUCAACCUCACUGGGUUAUGUUUGUGCUAAAUACCUGUGAGAUCACAUGCAGUCAUCCUGCUCCACGGUUACUUUGAUUUUACUACAUUUACAUGUUCUGAUCUUACAUGUUCUGAAGUGUUAUUCUGAAAUUAAACUUUUCUUAAAUAUUUUCUCAACUUCUAAAUACUGAAACACUACUC